Messenger RNA from Colletes gigas, 1320 nucleotides. Its product is annotated as protein gooseberry-neuro-like. Bases 1 to 1320 code for a protein of 439 amino acids. NCBI's taxonomy places the organism in Eukaryota, Metazoa, Arthropoda, Insecta, Hymenoptera, Colletidae. The record is from RefSeq and is a predicted model, not a curated record. The transcript has 6 exons. Gene Ontology annotation, molecular function: RNA polymerase II cis-regulatory region sequence-specific DNA binding; DNA-binding transcription factor activity, RNA polymerase II-specific. Gene Ontology annotation, biological process: anatomical structure development; regulation of transcription by RNA polymerase II.
AUGGAUGUCACGAACGGCAUGAGGCCCAUUUUCGGAGGCUACCCAUUCCAAGGACAGGGGCGUAUGAAUCAACUGGGCGGUGUCUUCAUAAACGGGCGACCUCUUCCGAAUCACAUUCGAUUGAAAAUCGUUGAAAUGGCUGCGGCAGGGGUUCGUCCUUGCAUUAUCUCGCGGCGUCUUCGCGUUUCUCAUGGCUGCGUUUCGAAAAUUCUGAAUCGCUAUCAAGAGACGGGCUCCAUCAGGCCCGGUGUCAUCGGCGGCAGCAAACCGAGGGUCGCCACCCCCGAAAUCGAGGCAAGAAUCGAAGAAAUGAAGAGGGAUAAUCCUGGAAUCUUCUCGUGGGAGAUCAGAGAAAAGCUCGUCAAGGAAGGCUUCUCAGAUCCACCGAGUGUCAGCUCUAUCAGCAGAUUGUUGCGCGGCGGACGACCAGGCGACGACGGAAAGAAAGAUUACACCAUCGACGGAAUUCUGGGCGGCGGCCGUUGUGGUGACGAGUCCGACACGGAAAGCGAACCUGGCAUUCCUUUGAAGCGAAAGCAACGCAGGAGCAGGACCACGUUCACCGGAGACCAACUAGAGCAACUGGAGACUGCGUUCCAACGUGCUCAGUAUCCGGACGUUUACGCCAGGGAAGAACUGGCCCAAAGGACUGGUCUCACGGAAGCUCGAAUUCAAGUAUGGUUCAGCAAUCGUAGAGCGCGAUUGCGAAAGCACGCUGGCAACAUAGCCCAUUCGGUAGGAAGCUUACCAUUGACUCCCUGUCAGUACGCGGCGAGUCACGAGCUCGCGCAAAUACCACAAAUAGCUCAAAUGUCGGCUGGAAUACCGCAGGUGGCAACCGCGUUGCACCAGACCCCGACGACGCUCCAGCAACCAAACUCCGGCGCCGUUUACCAAGUUCCGGGGACCAGCCCACAGAUAUCCACCACCACUUCCGUCACCCAAGUACCCACUACGAUCAGUAGCGUGCUUCAGGGGCACGCGGUAUCAAUUUCGGGACACCUGAGUUCUUUUCAAGGGCACGCGAUGCAAAUCGGACAGGUUCCAACCAUCCAACCACCCGCGGCUCACGGACCACCCACGACGAUUUCUCAUAACGCAGGAAACACCGAUUGGUGCAGGGCACAACUCGGCUGGGGGCAGUUUGGUCACUUUCAAGGUGAAUAUUCAUCGAGUCAUCCACAUUCGUCGCAUGUAAGUCAUACCGCAUCUUCCAGUAGCGUUAAUUCUCCAUCAGCAGUUGAAUGGUACGAUCCAGGUUACGAUUAUUCUCAACACGUUCAGCUCAACUAUCAUCGAACAGCGGGUGGAAUAUUUUAA